Messenger RNA from Prorocentrum cordatum, 1797 nucleotides. The record is from the annotation of a GenBank genome assembly. NCBI's taxonomy places the organism in Eukaryota, Dinophyceae, Prorocentrales, Prorocentraceae.
ACCAAUUCUCCCGCACUCGGCGCAAUCGAGCGGUCUCCGGGCUGUCGGCGUGACGGGCGCGCGCUGUGGCCCCCGAGGGUGCUCGGGGCCGCCGCGCGCGUGUCGCGCGGCAGCGCUCAGAUAGGCGAGCCAAUCUGUUCGCCGAAGGUCGGCGAAGCAGCGCCGGAGAGGGUCAUGCCAGACGGUGGGGGCGGAGGCGACCCGGGAACGCGGGGCGGCGAGGCGGCCACAGCCUCCGCGCGGAGAGCUCCGUCCAGCGAGCGGGAGCGUUGCCUGCGCGGCGGCGUGGAGGUGGGCGGACUCGAAUCCACCCCCUUCGCCGUAGCACGCAGCGACCAGAGGUGGGGGUGAGCGGGCUGGCCCGCGCCAGGGACCUUGGCGAGCGCCACCUUGGGAUCAGAGGUUCGCGCGAAGCUAGGCCUAUCUCCUUCACUGUUCCACCCGCGGUCCCCGACGCUCACGACUCCCCGUGCAUGUGCAUAACGAACGGCUGCUUGUGCAUCUGAUGGGCAUGUGCAUCGACAUACGCUUCGGGAUCGCCGAAGGCGUCCUCAAGCAAGCGAACACAGGUCGACACAUAACAACUCGAGAAUCGUGCUUGCGAAACAGAGCGGACAUACGAUAGUUCCCGACAGCAGCGAGGUUGUAUAGCAUACCCAUGGCAAGGGCGCGACGGGGAGCACACGUGAAACUUUCGAUGCGUCACGGGUGGGCGAGGAGAACUGAACAACAAACAGCAGCACCGUGGCCGCAGUCUGAUUGAACGCUUUCAGCGAAAGGUUCAGGCUCGAUAUCGGCUCGACCCAUGACUCUUUCUGAUAUUUGGCACCAACCUUGAUGUAGAGGUACUUCGCAUGUGUGGUCGCAUUGAACUGGGAUGCGUUGAUGCGGGGCUCCCAUAAUUUCUGAAUCUUGCCUGUUCGGUCGAACUCGCGGUCGAAAAAGCUAAGCAUGGAAACUCGCAUGAAGAUAGGCUCCAUUUCAUUUAUGUUGAACGAGGCGGGGCAGCCUCGGACAGAGCGCGCGAAGAAUCGGAUCCAUCUCAACAACGAAAACAGAGCCUAACGGUGGACAUCCUUGUUUGAUGCCCCUCCUGAUGGCAAACGAAAAAUUAGAAACUCCUCCCAUACUUACCGUACUCGUCACGUGUGUGUGUGUGUGUGUGUGUGAAACGUGCGCAAAGCCCCCAUCGCAUGCCGCGGAAGUGCAUCCGCUUGAAGACAACGAAGUAUCACUCGCGGCAAAGACUAGGGAAAGCAGCUUGAAUGUCGAGAGGGAUGGCUCCAGCGGUCUCUCUCCACUGAAUGCCUGCGAGGAGGAAAAGGAAAAGGAAGAGGAUGAGGAGGAGGAUGAGGAGGAGGAGGAGGAUACUGGCAGAACACAGAGCCUCAAAGGUGGCUCGUCCCUGUAUGAAUGUGACAAUCACCGUGUUGAUCGCCGCUCUCCGGUAGUGCUUGGUACCCCUGACUGAGGGGGGGAGAAAUAGCGGCCACCACUCGAGGUCGGGGGCGUCCAAAGAGACUUGCGCGAAAAUGGACGGUCACCAGUUCAGCGCGGAUGGAAUCUUCAGCGAGAAGCUGGAAGGACGGGAAUGAGCAUGCGGGAAAGCAGGUCGCAGGGAAGGGUGCGGUGGUGGGAGAUUCGGCGAUGGGAGAGCGGAGAAAGAUGCGUACCUGCAUCGACUACGCGUCGAGGGCGGAACCACGGAGGAGGUUGGAUGGGCGGCAAGCAGCGAAGGCGAGAGACGCGCAGCAUAAGCGUAGCGAUGAAAUUUGCCGCGAUAGGCACGGAUAUGGU